Molecule: messenger RNA, 1903 nt
Organism: Haemorhous mexicanus (house finch)
Lineage: Eukaryota; Metazoa; Chordata; Aves; Passeriformes; Fringillidae
Product: serine/threonine-protein kinase PAK 3-like
Exons: 12
Coding region: 152-1417 (421 amino acids)
Biological process (GO): regulation of MAPK cascade; intracellular signal transduction; protein phosphorylation
Cellular component (GO): cytoplasm
Molecular function (GO): ATP binding; protein serine/threonine kinase activity
Source: RefSeq, a predicted model, not a curated record
GGCCUGCUUGUCCAGAGCAGCUCUUGCGCUCGCUCCCUGCAGGAGGAUCCUUGUGAUCAAGGAGUUCUCAGCAGACGACCUGCACCCCGAGAGGAGCCUUGCUUUUCCCUUGGGUGGCAUUCAGCGUGCAAACCCGCACAGCGCUGCCAAAAUGAUCGGGCAAGUCUGUGCCGCGGUUUGCACCGUCUUUUCUCUUGCCUAUUCUGCCUACUACGUGACCCAGCUGACUCGUCACCUGACACGCGGAUGGAGACGAGCCUGUCCUUUGGGCUCAACAGCAGGCUCAGUGGCUCCUCUGGCUCCCUCUGUUACUGAGGAAGAGGCUGAAGAGGAGCAGAGGAACAUCAAGCCUCCAGCUGUUGUCCCUCCACAGCCUGAACGUGCAGAGCCACUCAACACCCGCUCUGCAAUUCAGCCUGGUGCUGCCGGAGCAGCAUGGCCUGCAGCAGCCAGCUCGCCCCCCGCUGCUGGCACUUCAUCCAGCGGCGCAGCCCAGCAGCCCGAGACGAGAGAGGAGCAGGGCCCGAAGACACUGAAGAGCAUUGUGAGUGUGGGCCAGCCAAUGAGCAAAUACACGGCCUUUGAAGAACUCGGACGAGGGGGGUUUGGAGCUGUUUAUAAAGCCCUUGACACCAGCAGCGGACAACAGGUGGCCAUCAAGAUCAUGUCGCUUGGGGAGGAGAUGUCCGAGGAGCUGGCUGCCAUUGAAAUCCUGGCCAUGAGGAACAACAGGCAUCGCAAUAUUGUCACCUACUUUGACAGCUACCUGGUGGAUGCAGAGCUUUGGCUGGCCAUGGAGUUCAUGGACGGCGGCACCUUGUUUGAUGUGCUCCGGGCAGUGUACCUGGAGGAAGGACAGAUAGGCGCUGUCUGUCGGGAGUGCCUGCAAGGACUGCAUUUCCUUCAUUGCCGCCAAGUCAUCCACAGAGACAUCAAAAGCGGCAACGUUCUCGUGGGCAUGGAUGGAUCCGUCAAGUUGGCUGACUUUGGCCUCUGCGCUCAGCUCAGCCCUGAGCGCAGCAAGCGCAGCUCCCGCGUCGGCACUCCCAGCUGGAUGGCACCGGAGGUGGUGAGAGGAGAAGCCUACGGCCCCAAAGUGGACAUCUGGUCCCUGGGGAUCAUGGGGCUGGAAAUGGUGGAAGGGGAAGCUCCUUACCAGCGGGAAGCCCGUCUCAGGGUUUUUGAACUGAUAGAAAGGAACGGGCUCCCAAAACUGCAGAACCCCAAGCACCACUCGCCUCUCCUGCGCGACUUUCUCCGCUGCUGCCUGCAGGCAGACGAGGACAGGCGCUGGUCUGCCCAGGAACUCCUGCAGCAUCCCUUUGCGACCUCAGGCCAUCCUGCCUCCAGCCUGGCUGCUCUGGUCACCUCAGCCAAGCAAGUGCAGGAAGACUGGAGAGGAGACGCCUGCGCCUGAGGAGGCCCUUGUGCGCCGCCAGCUGAGAGGAGGAAGAAAGGGAUGUGUCAUCAUCAAGCAGAGUUUCAGCCAUGCCCUGAGUUUUAAGAGGAGCUGGGCUGUAGAUAGGAAAUCGAAGGCUUUUGCAAUUUGCUAGUUUAGGUGAUAGUUUAGAUUAGCUUAGGUUAGUUUAGGUGUAAGUUAUGUUUCAUUGAAAGCUCUGUUGGCUUUUUUCAAAAAUAAAAUUUUUUAUUUUAGUUAAAAUUUUCAAAAAUUUAGGACACAUAGGGAGCGACUUUGUAGGACUAUAGAAGGUAGAUAGCUUAGACAAUAAAGGAUUGAUUAGCUCAGAGAGGAAUAUUGUUAAAUUAGACAAGCUCUGAAGUAUCUUUGAAGUAGAAAUGAAAGAAUUGUCAUUAUAAAAUUAAGCUGUGAGAGGAAAAGCUGGGCUGCAGCAGAACUGGACCCUGCCGGCACUGCAAGCUGUCAGCCUGAGCAGGCCACCUG